Messenger RNA from Charadrius vociferus (killdeer), 956 nucleotides. RefSeq names its product cytosolic 5'-nucleotidase 1A-like. Gene Ontology annotation, molecular function: 5'-nucleotidase activity; nucleotide binding; magnesium ion binding. The record is from RefSeq and is a predicted model, not a curated record. The transcript is spliced from 6 exons. Lineage: Eukaryota; Metazoa; Chordata; Aves; Charadriiformes; Charadriidae. Gene Ontology annotation, biological process: nucleotide metabolic process; adenosine metabolic process. Bases 9 to 956 code for a protein of 315 amino acids. Gene Ontology annotation, cellular component: cytoplasm; cytosol.
AGUCAAAGAUGGCAGAGGCUGAAAGCACAGUCAUAAACACCGAUGUGAAACAGAAAGACCCCAGUGAGGCACUGGUCAUUGCGGUGACCACCAGAGCCAUCUUCAACCUGGAGGAGGAGCACAAGCUCUACCUGGAGAAGGGUAAGGAGGAGUACACAAGGCACCAGCAGGCCAACCAGGACAAGCCCCUGCCACCAGGCACAGCCUUCGCCUUCAUCCAGGCAGCGCAGUAUGUGAACAAGAAGAUCCUGGAGAGCAAUCCAGCAGAGAAAGACCUCUUCGACAUCCUGGUGCUCUCCAACAACAGCCCAGAGAGCGGCAUGCGCAUCAUCAACAGCGCGAAGCACUAUGGCCUGGAGAUCUCAAAGUUCUGCUUCGUCAGCGAUGAGGACUCCACGCAGUACCUGAAGUCCCACAGGGUCAAGCUCUUCCUUUCGGCUGACAGGACAGAUGUCUGCAAUGCCCUCCGGAGAGGGGUCUCGUCAGCGCUCGUCUUCCAGCAGGAGGUGCAGGCCCCCAGCACCCCACUCCGUGUGGUGUUUGAUGGGGACGCUGUGCUCUUCUCCGACGAGACAGACCAGGUCUUCCGGGACCAAGGGCUGGAGGGGGCAGUGCAGUACGAGCGGGCGAUGGAGGCCGUGCCCAUGGGAGAGGGUCCCCUGAAGGCUUUUGCCAUGCACCUGGGGAAGAUGCGCAAGAAGUUCAGCCAGGAAAAGUCUCCCAUCCGCACCUACCUGGUGACUGCCCGCAGUGGCCGGGACAUGGGCAUCCGAGCCAUCAAGACGCUCCGGGAGUGGGGUCUGGCCAUUGACGAGGCUUUCUUCAUGGACGGAGCUCCCAAGGGCCCCAUCCUCGCCCAGAUCCAGCCCCACAUUUUCUUUGACGACGGCCUUCAUAACAUCCAGGGGGCUCAAGACGUGGGUGUACCCUCUGCCUGGGUCCCUUCCUGCUGCUGA